Molecule: messenger RNA, 4913 nt
Organism: Mya arenaria
Lineage: Eukaryota; Metazoa; Mollusca; Bivalvia; Myida; Myidae
Exons: 30
Coding region: 104-4591 (1495 amino acids)
Biological process (GO): anatomical structure development
Cellular component (GO): extracellular region; cell surface
Molecular function (GO): signaling receptor binding
Source: RefSeq, a predicted model, not a curated record
UGACUUGAACAUUGUGAAAAAGUGCAAAUAUUUUCAUAGGAUAAAGUUAGUGCGUAGUAAUAUUUUCCAUUUAGACAAGAGGUGUGGCCCUUUGCUUAGAACGAUGUGGUUACAACCAUCCGCCAUUGUGCUGAUGAUGGUGCUGCAGACCUGCGUGGCGGAAAGAUUUGAAAGAUUGGAGCGUCGAUUGGAACUGAAACUGAAAUCCUUUCAGGCCUCCGUCGAGGUGAGAUUGGACGCAACUGAAGGAUAUUUUGAUACACUAGCUGAUAGAGUUUCAAAGCUAGAAUCAAUUGUUGAUAAGUCAGAUACCGAUAUCGUGUUGACUAGAAGUAACGGUUCAAGGAACGAGCCUUCUAUAGAAUAUACUAAACCUGAAUUAAACAAGAUCCAAAACACGCUCGCUAUGUACAAAACAUCAUUUAUAAAACAAAAAAAAGAAAUGAACGAUGUGAAGUUUGAUAUAUUCACGUAUUUGGGCAAUCUCAGCUCUGAUUUUAAAACCAAGUUGGCCCUGCACGUUGUAGGGCAAAUAGAAGACAACAAUAAAACAUUGAUUGCUCUAAAUUCUCAAGUCCGAGAUCAUAUCGCCAACGAAACAGAAAGUCUAGAAGUUUUUAAAACUAGUAUACUUCAAGACGUGAAUGAGACACGGGCACGUGUCCAAAACGAAACAACUGAACUUGAAAAGAAGGUUGAAAAGCUAAUAGGCAAAGCAAAUGAAGUUGUUGGGAUCAUUGAUGAGCAGAGAUCUACAAUAGAAGACGGUAUUAUGGUCACCAUCAGGGCGCUUCACAGUUCCUGGAGUGGUUGGUCUGCAUGGUCCGACUGUCCUCAGUCAUGUCAAAGCGGAAGCAGAAGUAGACACAGGUCUUGUGAUGUACACCCGCCUGUUACUGAUGGAAUUUGCAUUGGAAAUGAUACAGAUACAGAGGAAUGCAUCAUUCACGAGUUUUGUACACUGCCGAGAUGCCCCGAUAUGAGCGUAGAAAACGGAGAGAUUAAAUACAUAGGCGACAGGGCGAGAUACACGUAUGCACAUGUAAAUUGCAAUGACGGCUACACCGUUGGUAAAGAUGGAGUGGAAACAGUUGAAUGUCUUGGUAGUCUUCAAUGGGAGAGCAACUUACAUUGUUACAAGACAUUGAAACCAUGGAAACCUGACAACAGUGAAUAUAAAGAUUUGGGAAACGAAGAGGAAGAUCUUGAUCAUCAUGAAACUUACAAAAUUCGCUGUUUCUCGUACUAUGAACUGAAGCAAAGUAAUGGCCGUUACCUUGGUGGAGACAAUUACUACACGCGUAAAGUUGAGGUGGAGAACUUGAACGGAGCUUUGAAAUACGACGGUGAAAAAGAUGCAAACACGCUGUCGUGUGUUGAAAAAAGGUGUUUUCAAUUGGAUCAAUCGAACUAUCCCAAUGUGGUCAUUCAACCGAAAACGAAAUAUGUAGAGCAUGGAGAGUCUUACCAUUUAUCGUGCGAGAACGGCUUUGAACACAGUCUGAAAAGCGACCCAGAUUUCAUGUGCAGCUCUGGUAGACUUGGUGGGACAACUCCCCAUUGCAAAGAAACGUCACGUUGUGAGCUUCCAAACGAUCCAUACGCAUCAUAUUAUGUAAACGAUGAAAUACAUCGAGGAAACUACACAAUCUCACAUGAAGACAAGGUGGACCGUGUCGAGUGUGAAAGUGGUACUAGUUUAACAAAGCCAUUAGAUGGUAGAAACAGAUGCUGGGAUGGCAACUGGAAAUUAGGAGCGGAAUUACCAGUUUGUAAACCAGAGCAUUGUGAUACUCCUACCAUAGAAAAUGGUGUACUGCUAAAUUGGAUAAGAUGGGUUUAUUCCAAUCCAAUCAUUGUGAAUGGCGACAGUGUGUCACUACAAUGCAGUGAAGGGUUCUUUCUGUAUGAUAACAGCAAGAACGAGUUCAUGGAGGAACAUGUAUUUCGCAUCAAAUGUUACCGCGGGAACAUAACUUCAAUACCAUCGUGUAUAAAAGCUCUUUGUCCUGGUGGAUGUCAAAACGGUGGGACAUGUACCUCACCAAACAAGUGUAGCUGUCCGGAAGGAUUCUCUGGCAAUCGUUGCCAAACAGGCGUGCUUGACUGCACCAUACCUGAGUCCACCGAUGUACACUUUGUGACACUUUCCGGCGGGGAAUUAAAAGAGGGGACGCAGAUACAUCAUGGUAAACAUUUUAUAGCGGAGAAGGAAUGUAAGAAUUACUACGAGGGUUACUACCUCAACUACGAAGACGCUGAUGGAGAAGUAACUAGUCCGCCAGUAAACCUUGUCAAUACGCACGUUAAUUGUACUGAUGGUGUGAUCUCAAAUUAUACCCUGGUUUGUGACGAUGUCGACACUUCCGAUACUGCCGUUACCAUUUCGGAGGAGUGCAAGACUGUACCAAAUGGCAAUGUUACAGAUAACGGCCAAUCAGUUGAGUGUAACGAGGGUUACGUCAAUGCUAACAGCCUUUCGUACGAGAGAUACAGUUGUUAUUGUGACAGGAACAUCCCUGCCUUGGUGUGCAAUGGAAGGCAAGCCAAGUGCAAACCAGUUAACUGUAAAAUAGACAGACCUAUUGAGCAAGGGAUGACUCUCAUACACAAAGGACGGUUUGUCACCUCUUCAUCAAUAGAAGCAAUUGAUCACGGAGAAUCCGUCGUAUUUAACUGUGAAAUCGGAAGGAACGACAUAACAUACGAGCCAAGAAAUCGGCUAUUUAAAUGUGACCGGGGAAAGUGGCUAGAACAUAACAGAAGAGGUGUCUCAUGGUCGUUAGGCAACAAUGGAAUGUUUCCCAAAUGUCGACCAGCAAAGUGCGAGUGUCAGAACGGAGGAACAUGUAUUCGAGAUGAAAUGUGUAAAUGUCCACCAUUCUCAACUGGACAGCAGUGUGAAACAUCUCUUUGUCCUGAUGGAUGUCAAAACGGUGGGACAUGUACCUCCCCAAAUAGGUGUAGCUGCCUGGAAAGAUCCUCUGGCAAUCGCUGCCAAACAGGCGUGCUUGACUGCACCAUACCUGAGUCCACCGAUGUACACUUUGUGACACUUUCCGGCGGGGAAUUAAAAGAGGGGACUCAGAUACAUCAUGGUAAACAUUUUAUAGCGGAGAAGGAAUGUAAGGAUUACUACGAGGGUUACUACCUCAACUACGAAGACGCUGAUGGAGAAGUAACUAGUCCGCCAGUAAACCUUGUCAAUACGCACGUUAAUUGUACUGAUGGUGUGAUCUCAAAUUAUACCCUGGUUUGUGACGAUGUCGACACUUCCGAUACUGCCGUUACCAUUUCGGAGGAGUGCAAGACUGUACCAAAUGGCAAUGUUACAGAUAACGGCCAAUCAGUGGAGUGUAACGAGGGUUACGUCAAUGCUAACAGCCUUUCGUACGAGAGAUACAGUUGUUAUUGUGACAGGAACAUCCCUGCCUUGGUGUGCAAUGGAAGGCAAGCCAAGUGCAAACCAGUUAACUGUAAAAUAGACAGACCUAUUGAGCAAGGGAUGACUCUCAUACACAAAGGACGCUUUGUCACCUCUUCAUCAAUAGAAGCGAUUGAUCACGAAGAAUCCGUCGUAUUUAACUGUGAAAUCGGAAGGAACGACAUAGCAUACGAGCCAAGAAAUCGGCUGUUUAAAUGUGACCGGGGAAAGUGGUUAGAAGAUAACAGAAGAGGUGGCUCAUGGUCAUUAGGCAACAAUGGAACGUUUCCCAAAUGUCGACCAGCAAAGUGUGAGUGUCAGAACGGAGGAACAUGUGUUCGAGAUGGUAUGUGUACAUGUUCAGAAUUCUCAACUGGAACGCAGUGUGAAACACCUAUUUGUCCUGAUGGAUGUCAAAACGGUGGGACAUGUACCUCCCCAAACAGGUGUAGCUGUCCGGAUAAUUAUUCUGGAAAUCAUUGCCAAACAGAGGAGGGAUGUCAAGCUCCGAUUGAUAAUGAAAAUGAUGCGUUUUACCGAAAUGAAGCUACAUACACUGUUACUGAUGAAAGCUGCUCCGGUGGAAAUGUACCCAGUUUUAAAGGACAGAUUACUUGUGAAGAUGGUCACUGGUCAGAACAAGUCCUCUGUUUGAAAGGAGCGAGUUACCGUAUAACUGUAAAAACUGCUGACAUCAUAUGGCGCGUAGGUGAGGGCACAGAUGGAGAGGUGUACUUGUACAUGUACGGUUCAAAAGGGAACAGCGGUAAAAUCAUAUUACGUGGUGGGUUUGAGGCCGGUGAUGUGGAUAUGACGAAUGCCCUUUUUGUUGACGUCGGAAAGAUCUCCAAAAUCCAACUUGGUGUAAAAGCCAGAUCACCUACAAGAGAUGGUUGGAUACCGGAAUCCGUACUAAUAGAAGAUGAAUCUAGAAGAGAUGAUUACAAAUUUGUACACGGUGCGGAAAUCGACGACACAAGCAUCUUUCUUUAUCCACUUGCCUCUUGCUAUCCUUCUACAAACUUAAGAAAUGUUUCCGCUAUUUACUUCGUUGGAGAUGAGCUACGCCUCAAACCAUCAAACUGUGCGGAAGGAUACAAGCCUCAGCCAUCAUUCACGAAAUGCACAGAAAUGGGGUGGACGGCUGAUGUUGUUUGCUUGGCAUAAACCUCUUUUUGGAUAACUUUACUGCCAUAAUUGAAUCAUUUAAGUAUGGUUAUCAUACCUUAAAUACAGGAAACAGUAUAUAAAUCCAUUGUGCAAAAUUGGAAACAAAAAAAUGUAAAAACUGUUCAAAACAACAGAAACUGUGACGCAAUAGUUACUGUACGUGUAUCUUGUAUGUGUAUAUAGAGCAUUGUUUUCGUCGUGAAAAAACACUUGUUAGUGUGAAUCAGUACAGAACAGAACAGAACAGAAUGUUUAUUUAACUUAAGCAUAUACAGCUCAUCGUUAUAAACACAAAAAUAAAUACACCUAAUCAAUUCAA